GCAGGAGCACUUCUGAAGGCAGACCUCUACGUUUUGAAUCCUCGAUUUCUGCCCCAUGAAGUUGACUGCCGGCCUGGGCAUUCUAAGCAGCACAUCCCUUGGCCAGGACAUCAUGGCCGGCAGGUGUGGUGAGGGUUUUGCCAUUCCAGAUGCCCAAGUGCCCCUUACGCUAAGUUCAGCUUUGACAGUUUUCAAGUUGCCUGAAACAUCUCCAAUACCCCAGUCAGGAGCAGCCAAUUGAAGCCACAGUCAAUUCACAGCCCUCCCCUUUCCUCACCAGUGCCAUCCCUUCUGCCAGCCUCCAUCCCCCUUCCUCCCUUCCUCCCAGCUGGUCUGACAUAGGAAGAAACUGAAUCUGCAUCCACAAAACUUGCUCCUUCUUCUCCACUGUGACAAGAAGAAAUCCCUGAGCUAAGGAAGAUGAUUUGGAAGCGAAUCCUUUUCCUCUCCUGCUCCACGGCUUUUGUGCUUUUAGCCAUUCUUGAGGCUGGGGAAGGUGCCGCUGUGGGCUCCAAACAAGCAGCUGGAGAAGGGGACAAAGAAAAUUUGAAGAAGAAGAUCUUCCUCCAGGACUCAGAUGCUGCUAAUUUCUUCAAGAAGCGGGGCAAGAGAUCCAUCAAGUCCUGGGAUGAGCUGAACAUGGAAAAUCGGCAACAGCUUCGAGCAGAUGAGCAUCGGCGGGAGUAUUAUGAGGAGCAAAGGAAUGAAUUUGAGAACUUUGUGGAAGAGCAGAAUGAUGAACAAGAAGAGCGGAGCCGGGAGCAGAUCGAACAAUGGCGUCAGUGGCACUAUGAUGGUCUUUACCCCCCCUACCUCUAUAACCGUCAUCGCAUCUAACCUCAGGUUGGGAGCAACCUGUCGAGAAGUUCGAAAGAACAUUUAUAAAUGUAGGCUCACAAUAUGCUGGUUGAGAGAUACUGGUAGUUAGGAGCCUAAAGAAUCUCAUCUUGGUGUCCACUGUCCCCCGUGGCCUUGUAAAGCUCCUCUGGUUGAUUGGCUCAGAGAGCCAGAGCUUUUACUUCUUUAUUUUCAAAUGCUUACUUUUUUUCAGUGCCCUGGAGAGUUCAAAAGCCAAAGUAAUCUAAUAUAGCAGACCCCAACUUAUAGUCGUUUCUGUCUGCUUUACUCUUCAAAGCUAGAUGACUGAUCAAAGAAACAGCCCAAACUAAGUCAAUAAAUAAAAUAUAUAUUUGCUUGCA
Antechinus flavipes (yellow-footed antechinus) is the source of this 1199-nucleotide messenger RNA. It is a transcript of the gene UCMA, whose product is annotated as upper zone of growth plate and cartilage matrix associated. Gene Ontology annotation, cellular component: extracellular matrix. Gene Ontology annotation, biological process: embryonic skeletal system development; regulation of osteoblast differentiation. The coding region runs from base 421 to 837 and encodes 138 amino acids. NCBI's taxonomy places the organism in Eukaryota, Metazoa, Chordata, Mammalia, Dasyuromorphia, Dasyuridae. The transcript is spliced from 5 exons. The record is from RefSeq and is a predicted model, not a curated record.